Messenger RNA from Alosa sapidissima (American shad), 1650 nucleotides. RefSeq names its product C-C chemokine receptor type 9-like. The record is from RefSeq and is a predicted model, not a curated record. Gene Ontology annotation, molecular function: chemokine receptor activity. The transcript is spliced from 3 exons. Bases 73 to 1146 code for a protein of 357 amino acids. Lineage: Eukaryota; Metazoa; Chordata; Actinopteri; Clupeiformes; Clupeidae. Gene Ontology annotation, biological process: chemotaxis; G protein-coupled receptor signaling pathway; immune response. Gene Ontology annotation, cellular component: membrane.
CUAAAGACUCGCUUCACUUCACUUCACUGCCAGAUUGUUUCAGCUUGUCCAGUUCACCACUGCCAGGGAAAGAUGGGAGAAGAAUAUGCUGACUAUGAUACGUCCACCAGCACCACAAAUUAUACUGAUUUUGGUGAUCUGGAAUUUGAGGGCAUGUGCAACAGGAAAUGGGUCCGUGAAUUCCGAGGAUACUACGAGCCCCCUCUGUUUUGGAUGAUCUUUGCGCUGGGCAUGUUUGGUAACCUUUUAGUGGUGUGGAUCUAUACAACUGUCCACAACCGGCUGAAAACCAUGACUGACAUGUAUUUGCUCAACUUGGCCAUAGCUGACCUGCUCUUCCUGUUCACGCUGCCCUUCUGGGCUAUCGAUGCCCAGAGUGGCUGGAUCUUCGCUGACGGCUUCUGCAAGGUGAUGUCCGCUUUGUACAAGAUCAACUUCUUCGCCAGCAUGCUCCUACUGACCUGCAUCAGCGUGGACCGCUAUGUGGCCAUCGUCCAUGUCACAGAGGCCCACAACCAGAGCAAGCGGGUCAGACUACUGCAGAGCAAGCUGGCCUGCCUGGUGGUCUGGCUGGCCUCCGGCAUCCUGGCCAUGCCCGAGUUCAUCUUCGCCAAGGUGAAGCCGGAGGCGUCAGGGUCGUUCUGCACGUUGGUGUACUGGAACAAUGAGCACAACCGCACCAAGGUUCUGGUGCUGUCGCUGCAGAUCUGCAUGGGCUUCUGCAUCCCGCUGUUGGUCAUGGUCUGCUGCUACUCUGUCAUCAUCCGGAAGCUUCUCCAGGCGCGCAACUUCGAGAAGCACAAGGCCCUGCGCGUUAUCUUCGCCGUGGUGGCGGUGUUUAUCAUCUCCCAGUUGCCAUACAACGCUCACCUGGUGGUGGAGGCAGGGCAGGCCAGCAAUGCCACCAUGACCGAUUGCAACACGCUAAUCAGCUUCGACGUGAUCGGCCAAGUGGUGAAGAGCCUGGCCUACCUGCACUGCUGCAUCAAUCCCUUCCUCUACGCGUUCAUUGGCGUGCGCUUCAGGAAGGAUCUCCUCAAGCUGCUGCACAAGGUCACCUGUGGGACACUGACGGCACCAGCAAUGCCGCCCAAGCGGCCUUCGGUCAUGUCCGACACAGACACCACCCCAGCGCUGUCCCUCUAAACUCACCUGAGACUCAUGUUCAGAGCAGCUUUAAGUUCGGAGUAGAUCAACGUUCAGGGAGGUUCCCUGAUGCCAAAGCCUCAGUCAGGAGGUUAAAGUACAUCUCCACUUACAGUACCUCCACUCAUCCUACAAAUCUCUUAGAGAGCAUAGAGGGACAGUUCUAGGCAGUAACUUUUAGGCAAACUUGAUGGCGGUACUGUGUAUUGUUAGACCUUGCCCUGCGCCGUACUUAGACCCUACAUUUGAUGGCAGUGACGUCAGAUGUUGAAUGGGCUCUAGUAGUGUGUUUCAGACUGACAAUAUUAGAGGAGAGUAUAGCUAGCUAGCCUGGUGUACAAAACUGGAUUCUUUGGAAACUUUGUUGUACAUAAAUUAAUUCUUUGUUUUUUCUCUAAUAUGGAAGGUUCUCAGACAUAUUGUCAGAUGUUGUUUUUGAAUCAUUUUUAUAACUGUCUGCUUGUACAUACAUGUCAAUGUAAAUACACAUUUGUUCAGUUUUGA